Sorex fumeus (smoky shrew) is the source of this 1514-nucleotide messenger RNA. It is a transcript of the gene PTPN18, whose product is annotated as protein tyrosine phosphatase non-receptor type 18. The transcript has 15 exons. Lineage: Eukaryota; Metazoa; Chordata; Mammalia; Eulipotyphla; Soricidae. The coding region runs from base 64 to 1422 and encodes 452 amino acids. Gene Ontology annotation, cellular component: nucleus; cytoplasm. The record is from RefSeq and is a predicted model, not a curated record. Gene Ontology annotation, molecular function: non-membrane spanning protein tyrosine phosphatase activity. Gene Ontology annotation, biological process: peptidyl-tyrosine dephosphorylation.
UGUCCGCGGGGCUCGGACGCGUCCAGACCGGCCGGGGCCGCGGCGGACUUCGCGGGCGGCGCCAUGAGCCGCAGCCUGGACGCGGCGCGGAGCUUCCUGGACUCGCUGGCGGCCCGCGGCGGCCGGGAGGGGACGGUCCUCGCGAGCGAGUUCAGCGACAUCCGGGCCCACUCGGCCUCCUGGAAGACAGACCUUGCAUGCUCCACCGAAGCAGGCAGCAGGCCCGAGAAUGUGAACAAGAACCGCUACAAAGACGUGCUCCCGUAUGAUCAGACACGCGUGAUCCUUUCCCUGCUCCAGGAGGAGGGACUUGGUGACUACAUCAAUGGCAACUUCAUCCGGGGCACAGAUGGGAGUCAGACCUACAUCGCCACACAGGGCCCACUACCUCACACCUUGCUGGACUUCUGGCGCCUGAUCUGGGAGUAUGGGGUCAAGGUCAUCCUGAUGGCAUGUCGAGAGGUGGAGAACGGGCGGAAAAAGUGUGAACGUUAUUGGGCCCAAGCACAGGAGCCACUGCAGAUAGGGUGCUUCUGCAUCAACCUGACAGAAGAGACAUGGCUGAAUGUGGACAUCAUGCUCAGGACGCUGCAGGUCACCUUCCAGAAGGAAUCCCGUUGUGUGCACCAGCUGCAGUUUGUGUCCUGGCCAGACCGCGGGGUCCCCAGCCAGCCAGCGCAUGUCCUUGCCAUGGUGGAGAAAGCCCGCUGCUUGCAGGGAGCUGACCGCAGCCCCCUCUGCAUCCACUGCAGCGCUGGCUGUGGGCGGACAGGGGUCCUGUGCACCGUGGACUACGUGCGCCAGCUGCUCCUGACACAGACGAUCCCACCCAACUUCAGUCUCUUCGAAGUGGUCCUUGAGAUGCGGCGGCAGCGGCCAGCUGUUGUCCAGACCGAGGAGCAGUACCGGUUCCUGCACCACGCGGUGACGCAGCUGUUCAACGCCGCGCUGCAGGAUGCCAGCCCCCAGUACCAGAACCUCAAGGAGAACUGCGCUCCGCACUAUGAGUACCUCAAAUCCCUGUGCACUUCCCCGGCCCUUCUCCGCGCGCCCGACCUGCCCGGCGGAGUCCUCAGGAGCAUCUCGGCGUCCCGGGCCCGGGGCCGGGCCAUGGCAGACACCUACGCGGUGGUGCAGAAGCGCGGGAGCGUCGUCGUUGGCGGCGGGGCGAGCCGCUGCGGGGACGGGGACGCGGACGCGCUCUACAGCCGGGUGGUGCGGCGCGCUCGGGACUCCCAGGCGCCGGCCGAGGACCCUCUGGGGCCGCUGCCCGGCCACGCGGCCAGCACUCAGAACCCAGCUGCGGGGGGCGCUUAUGAGGACGUGACAGGUGUCGUGCAGACAGGCAGUCUGGGUUUCAAUGUGCGCAUUGGAAAGCCCAAAGGGCCCCGUGACCCCCCUGCCGAGUGGACACGCAUGUGAGCUGCUGGCCCCCAGCCCCUGCCUGCGGCUUCUCAGGGGGCGCCCUGACCGCUGCCCUCUGGCUGCAAUGUGGGGACAAGGAUGUGAGCGGA